Molecule: messenger RNA, 417 nt
Organism: Microsporum canis CBS 113480
Lineage: Eukaryota; Fungi; Ascomycota; Eurotiomycetes; Onygenales; Arthrodermataceae
Exons: 2
Coding region: 1-417 (138 amino acids)
Source: RefSeq, a predicted model, not a curated record
AUGUCCAGCGUUCGCCACCCAGCGGGAGAAUUCAAGCCAUCACGGCCUCAUGAUCAACAUCUAGAUGGCCCAAAGCAUAAACCCGGUGUCAAGGCAUCGCCGGCAGACUAUGCCCCUGAAUUCCACGCCCAGUCGGUCCCUGUAGGCUCUGCACCCCCAGAACACACAUACCAGCCGCAUCCAUCGGAGGAAUACCCAGGAGAUGAGGAAGGCGGUGUCCCUGCCAGUUCGACUUUGACGGGCGCCUCCUCCGCAGAUGUGGAUAGGGGGAUGGGGAAGCCUAUGCAGGGCGAGACCCGGACCGAACUUAGGCAUGAGGGUGAACAUCAUCGCAAGAACCGUGGCUCUGGUCUUGAGGGAGUGGGAGCAAACCCACUGAGCACAGAGACGGACAUGAAUAGGCUGCAGAGGGAGUGA